AUGUCAAAGUACAAGACAUCUGGGUAUAAAGGCCCAUGUGAUAAAGCCAAAACUGGGGAACGGCAAGGAAGAAGUUGCGUGCGUUACAAAUGUAGCAUGAUCAGCAGCACAGUACAAGUUGUCCUGCGCCAAAGACCAAACUGGGUUGAAGUCAAAGAUGAUGGAGAGUGGGACUUCAACUGGUGUGAUGUAGGCUGGCUCAAGGAGAAUUUUGAUCAGAUGUACAUGGAAGAGCAUGUUAGAAUAAACCACUUUCGCAAUUAUUAUGAGCUGUCACGCAAAGAUUUCAUGGUGAAAAACCUCAAAAGGUUCCAGAAAAAUCUCGAGAAGGAGUCCAGCCACAGCGAGGCAUCCGAAUGUGAUUUUUUCCCCUGCACUUUUGCAAUGCCCAGCGAGUACCACCUCUUUGUGGAGGAGUUCAACAGAAACUCUGGCAGCACUUGGAUCAUGAAGCCGGUUGCAAAGUCUCAAGGCAAAGGCAUUUUCCUGUUCAGGAAACUGAAGGACAUAACCGAUUGGAAGAAGAACAGUUCCCGCUCAGAGGAAGAGAAGGAUGCAGCACACGUUGAAAACUACGUAGCGCAGCGUUAUGUCGAGAGCCCCUACCUUAUUAACGGGAGGAAAUUUGAUCUGAGAGUUUAUGUCCUGGUCACGUCAUAUGUUCCCCUGAGAGCUUGGCUGUAUCGAGACGGCUUCGCCCGCUUUUCCGGCACUCGCUUUUCCCUCACCAGCAUUCACGACAAGUACAUGCACCUCACAAACGUCUCUGUUCAGAAAACAGCACCUGACUAUGACCCUGAAAAGGGAUGUAAAUGGCAGAUGCAGCAGCUUCGAAGAUACCUCACUGCCAAACACGGUCGAGAGGUAGUCGAAACCCUCUUUAAAGAAAUAGACAACAUCUUUGUCCGAAGCCUUCAGAGUGUUCAGAAGAUCAUUAUAAAUGACAAACACUGCUUCGAGCUCUAUGGCUACGACAUACUUCUGGACCAGAACCUCAAACCGUGGUUGAUUGAAGUGAACGCCUCACCGUCAUACACAGCCAGCAGUCAAGAGGAUGGCGAGAUGAAGUGCAGACUGCUGGAGGACACUUUGAAUGUUGUUGAUAUGGAGGGAAGGCUGACUGGCAAGGAGAAACGAGUGGGAGGCUAUGAUCUCAUGUGGAAUGAUGGACCCGUCUAUAGAGAGGAUGUCAAUCUGCAAACACUUUGCAGUUCAAGUUUCAUUGCCAACACACACUUGGGAUGCGUGAAUGACAGAGAGCAGCAGCUUCGCCAGCUUCAAAGACCUUUUCUAUUCCAGAGGAAGAAGUGA
Cololabis saira (Pacific saury) is the source of this 1311-nucleotide messenger RNA. It is a transcript of the gene ttll9, whose product is annotated as tubulin tyrosine ligase-like family, member 9. Lineage: Eukaryota; Metazoa; Chordata; Actinopteri; Beloniformes; Belonidae. Bases 1 to 1311 code for a protein of 436 amino acids. Gene Ontology annotation, cellular component: cilium. Gene Ontology annotation, biological process: microtubule cytoskeleton organization; protein polyglutamylation. The record is from RefSeq and is a predicted model, not a curated record. The transcript is spliced from 14 exons. Gene Ontology annotation, molecular function: tubulin-glutamic acid ligase activity; tubulin binding.